AUGGCGGUGGCGCACAUUUUAGUCAUCGGAGCUACUGGCCCAUCAGGGUUGCAAUUCUGUUCCGCCGCCCUUAAGGAGGGACACCGAUUAACACUCUACAUACGGAAUCCUUCCAAGCUACCUCCUGGUAUUAGCAACAAUGCAAAUGUGACCGUCGUUCAAGGCGCCCUCGACGAUGAAUCCGGCUUACGACGGGCCAUUUCAUCUGGAGCCAAGAUUUUUGUCUCGUUUGCAGGACCCGUUGCGAACUCGAAAGGCACACCCGUCACGGAUGCAAUGAAAUUGAUAUUCCCACUCCUGAUCGCUAACCAGUUCGAAAGAGCUUUGGUGCUCGGCACGUGUUCAUUCACAGCGCCAGGCGACAAAGGCGCUUUGAAGUGGAAACUGUCGAUUGUUCUCAUCAAGAUCAUCGGAGGGUCCGCCUAUGACGAGUUUACGGGAUUGGGCAGCUUUGUUACAUCUCAAGAGAUCUCACAGUUGAAAUGGACCCUCUUCCGGGUCCCUUUUCUUGGGAACGGUGUUGAGGCACCAGUGACUGCCACGUUCACGGGGUCCGGCAAGGAUGGGAUGUUUCUAUCCAGAAAAAGCAUGGCAGCAUGGGUUUUGAAGGAAAUGAAUAAUACGUCUGAUUGGAUUGGCAAGGCGCCAGUGCUAUCGAAUUAG
Molecule: messenger RNA, 663 nt
Organism: Ilyonectria robusta
Lineage: Eukaryota; Fungi; Ascomycota; Sordariomycetes; Hypocreales; Nectriaceae
Exons: 3
Coding region: 1-663 (220 amino acids)
Source: RefSeq, a predicted model, not a curated record